AUGUGGCGCCUGGUUUGUUUUGCUGGGCUGGCUUGCGGCCUGUUCUCUGUCCCUGUGUCCGGACGUCUCAAACAAGCGUGCCGACCAGUUCAGCUGACGGGAGAAACCGGGACGUUCACCAGCCCGAACUACCCGGACGACUACCCGAACGGCCAGAGAUGUCGGUACGAGAUCUCCGUGCAGCGCGACCAGAGGAUCCGCCUGACUUUCUCCGACUUCAACGUCGAGAGGGGCCUGGACCACGUGGUGGUGUAUGACGGUGACGAGAAGACUGGAGGAGAAGGGCAACAGUACACAGGCCAGCUGAACGUCGACCCUAUAGAAUCUACAGGCAACACCAUGACGGUAGUUUUCACAUCAGACAGGGCAGGGACUGCCUCUGGGUUCAACGCCUCGUACGUAGCACUACUGGAGCCAGGUACUACGCAGAGUCAGUCUACUAAAACUCACACGAAUUCUGAAAAAGUUGGAUGCGGGCCAUUGCUGUUGACAGGCGAAAGCGGGGCGCUGAACAGCCCGAACUACCCACAGGACUACCCGAACAACCUGACAUGUCGGUACGGCAUCGUGGUCGGUACGGGCAGGAGGAUUCGACUGACCUUCUCCGUGUUUGACCUUGAGAGAGGUUCGGACUUCGUGGACAUCUAUGACGGAAACUCUACUGACAGGCAAGAUCGAAUAGGGGUCCGGAACACUGGCGAGCUGAAUCUCGGCACCGUAGACUCCGCAGGUAACGCCCUGACGGUGGUCUUCACGUCAGACAGUGCCGGGACAUCUUCUGGGUUCAGUGCCACCUACACGGCAGUAGAUACAGAGUUAGCGUGUCCCUCCCGGCGGCCCUUUCUGGGGGACAGCGGCCAGCUCAGCUCCCCGUUCUACCCGGCCCCGUACCGGAGAGACGAGAGGUGCCGAUACCGCAUCAGGGUCGACUUCAGCAAGUCUGUCCGACUGGAGUUCGUGGACUUCGACCUCGAAGAGGGCUUUGACUUUGUAGAAGUGUUCCAGGGAGACACCACAAACCCUAAAUUUUCACUCGGUCGCUACACCGGCAGUAGCAAUCCUGGCGUCGUCGCGUCAGCGAGUCACUUCAUGAACAUCUUUCUCACCUCCGAUCGCUCGAUAGCGGGCCGCGGAUUCAACGCAACGUACACGUCAGUGGACAAAGUCUUCGCUACCUGCACGAUUGGCGAGUUCCGGUGUGCUGACGGAGUGACGUGUAUCCGGUCCUGGCAGAGGUGUAACGGCGAGGAGGACUGCAGCGACAGGUCGGACGAGAGAGACUGCGGUUCUGUCGACCUUAUGAGCACUGGCAACAAUGUAUAG
Branchiostoma belcheri (Belcher's lancelet) is the source of this 1323-nucleotide messenger RNA. RefSeq names its product deleted in malignant brain tumors 1 protein-like. The record is from RefSeq and is a predicted model, not a curated record. Lineage: Eukaryota; Metazoa; Chordata; Leptocardii; Amphioxiformes; Branchiostomatidae. Gene Ontology annotation, molecular function: protein binding. Bases 1 to 1323 code for a protein of 440 amino acids. The transcript has 9 exons.